Messenger RNA from Sorex araneus (European shrew), 129 nucleotides. Its product is annotated as thymosin beta-4, Y-chromosomal-like. NCBI's taxonomy places the organism in Eukaryota, Metazoa, Chordata, Mammalia, Eulipotyphla, Soricidae. Gene Ontology annotation, cellular component: cytoplasm. Bases 13 to 129 code for a protein of 38 amino acids. The record is from RefSeq and is a predicted model, not a curated record. Gene Ontology annotation, molecular function: actin monomer binding. The transcript has a single exon. Gene Ontology annotation, biological process: regulation of cell migration; actin filament organization.
GAGAAGCACCUUAUGGCUGAGAUUGAGAAAUUCUAUAAGUCCAAGUUGAAGAAGACAGAAACUCAAGAGAAGAAGCUGCUGUCUUCUAAAGAAACAAUUGACUUGGAAAAGCAAGUUGGUGAAUCCUAA